AUAACCAUACACAUUAACCAUGUUUUCAUCCGGCAGAUACACUCUUCAAGCACGACAAUGUAUACGUGCACUGAAAGCAGUUCAGACAGAGCGAGUGGCUUCUCAGCUCUACACAAGACAAAGCUCGUCUACUUCAGUGCCACGGAUUACAUCCCAUUAUACCAUCUACCCUAGAGACAAGGAUCCACGAUGGGAAGGUGUGGACAUGGAGCGAUUUGCAGAUGAGGCAGAUGUUGUAAUCGUGGGUGGCGGCCCUGCUGGCCUCUCAGCAGCCAUCCGACUAAAGCAGCUGGCCAGUCAGCAUGAGAAGGACCUGAGAGUAUGUGUUGUGGAGAAGGCAUCUCAGAUCGGAGCUCACACACUUUCUGGGGCCUGUCUGGAACCCUCUUCUCUCUUUGAGCUGUUCCCAGACUGGAAGGAGAGAGGGGCACCUCUAAACACACCAGUUACAGAAGACAGAUUUGCCAUUCUUACUGAAAAAUACAGGAUCCCUGUUCCAAUACUGCCAGGUCUGCCCAUGAACAAUCACGGGAACUACAUUGUACGUCUGGGUCACUUUGUACGCUGGCUGGGUGAGCAGGCUGAAGAACUCGGGGUUGAACUAUACCCAGGCUACGCUGCAUCUGAGGUUUUGUUUCAUGAGGAUGGAAGCGUAAAAGGAAUAGCAACCAAUGAUGUGGGCAUCGCUAAAGACGGCUCUCCAAAGGACGUGUUUGAAAGAGGCAUGGAGCUCCAUGCUAAGGUCACUCUUUUUGGGGAAGGAUGCCAUGGGCAUCUGGCCAAGCAGCUGUACAAACAGUUCAACCUCAGGGAAAACUGUGAGCCUCAGACCUACGCCAUUGGCCUUAAAGAGUUGUGGGUUAUAGAUGAAAAGAAAUGGGCCCCGGGCCGGAUAGAGCACACAGUGGGUUGGCCUUUAAACCGCAACACGUAUGGUGGCUCCUUCCUGUACCACCUAAAUGAGGGAGAACCGCUGGUGGCCCUGGGGUUUGUGGUGGGUUUGGACUAUUCCAACCCCUACCUGAGUCCAUUCCGAGAGUUCCAGCGCUGGAAGCACCACCCGUCGGUCAUUGCCACUCUGGAGGGAGGGAACAGAAUAGCGUACGGAGCCAGAGCUCUCAACGAGGGAGGCUAUCAGUCGUUGCCCAAGCUGACCUUCCCAGGAGGUGCUCUGAUCGGCUGCAGCCCAGGCUUCAUGAAUGUCCCCAAAAUCAAAGGUACACACACAGCCAUGAAGAGCGGCAUGCUGGCAGCUGAGAGCAUCUUUAAAAAACUCACUGAUGAGAACCUACACUCUGACACAGCUGGUCUGUAUGUUCCUGAAUAUGAGAAUAAUCUGAAGAAUUCCUGGGUGUGGAAGGAACUGUAUGCCGUGAGGAACAUUCGUCCAUCGUUCCACAACUAUUUUGGUCUGUACGGGGGGAUGUUCUACACUGGAGUCUUCUACUGGAUACUGAGAGGAAAAGAGCCAUGGACACUUAAACACUGUGGUCUGGAUUCUGCCCAGCUAAAGCCAGCCAAGGAUUGCACGCCCAUCGAGUACCCAAAGCCUGAUGGAAAAAUAAGCUUUGACCUGCUGUCAUCAGUGGCGCUAAGUGGGACCAAUCACGAACAUGAUCAGCCUCCUCACCUCACACUGAAGGACGACAGUGUUCCUGUAGCACAGAAUCUUGCCAUGUAUGAUGGUCCUGAACAGAGGUUCUGUCCUGCAGGUGUGUAUGAGUAUGUUCCACUGGAGUCAGGGGACGGCAUGAGGCUACAGAUCAAUGCCCAGAACUGUGUGCACUGUAAGACAUGUGACAUUAAAGAUCCCAGCCAGAACAUCAACUGGGUGGUACCUGAAGGAAGUGGGGGUCCUGCCUAUAACGGCAUGUGAUCAUAUCAUGACGUUUGUUUUGUCCUACCUUAUUUUGCAGUUUUUUCAGGAACGCUUAAUUACACACUCAUAAAACAUUAGUGCUGGGAACACCAACAGGUAGGAAGCUUCCAGAAGGAGGUCUGUAUUAAUGUUCUGACAGAAAAUAAUAUUUCCAUAUCUGCCGGUGUGUGUUCAUUUGUGAAACGAUGCCUUGUGUGACUUAAAUGAUAUUGUGAAUGUACACAAUAUGGUUAAAAAAAAAAAAAAAAAAAAAAAAAUACUGGGACACCUGACAACAAUUUUGUUUGACAUCCCAUUCCAAAACCAUGGGCAUUUAUAUUAAAUUGUUUCCCUGGUCCCCUUUCCUUUGUAGCUUUAAUAUCUUCCACUCUUCUGGGAAGUCUUUGUACAAGACUAGAGUUUGUCUGUUGUAAUUUGUGCCCAUUCAGAGUCACUGAGGUCAGGCACUGUUGUUGGAAGGCUUGACUUACAAUCCAAAUUUAAUUCAUCCCAAAAGUGUUAAGUUUGGUUGAGAUCAGGGCUCUGAAAAUGAAACUGGGGCUCCUUUGCACACAACUAGUCAAACUACACUGAUCAGCCAUAACAUUAAAACCACCUACUUGUUUCUACACUCACUGUCCAUUUUAUCAGCUCCACUUACCAUAUAGAAGCACUUUGUAGUUCCAUACAUACCUUUUUACCUUUCACCCUGUUCUUCAAUGGUCCAGACCCCCACAGGACCACCACAGAGCAGGUAUUAUUUAGGUGGUGGAUCAUUCUCAGCACUGCAGUGACAAUGACACGGUGGUGGUGUGUUAGUGUGUGUUGUGCUGGUAUGAGUGGAUCAGACACAGCAGCGCUGCUGGAGUUUUAAAAUGCCGUGUCCACUCACUGUCCACUCUAUUAGACACUCCUACCUAGUUGGUCCACCUUGUAGAUGUAAAGUCAGAGACGAUCGCUCAUCUAUUGCUGCUGUUUGAGUUGGUCAACUUCUAGACCUUCAUCAGUGGUCACAGGACGCUGCCCACGGGGCGCUGUUGGCUGGAUAUUUUUGGUUGGUGGACUAUUCUCAGUCCAGCAGUGACAGUGAGGUGUUUAAAAACUUCAACAGCGCUGUUGUGUCUUAUCCACUCAUACCAGCACAACACACACUAACACACCACCACCACAUUAAUGUCACUGCAGUGAUGAGAAUGAUCCACCACCUAAAUAAUACCUUCUCUGUAGUGGUCCUGGGAGAGUCCUGACCAUUGAAGAACAGCAUGAAAGGGGGCUAACACAGCAUGCAGAGAAACAGAUGGACUACAGUCAGUAAUUGUAGAACUACAAAGUGCCUCUAUAUGGUAAGUGGA
This is a messenger RNA of Trichomycterus rosablanca, 3210 nucleotides long. RefSeq names its product electron transfer flavoprotein dehydrogenase (gene etfdh). The record is from RefSeq and is a predicted model, not a curated record. Gene Ontology annotation, molecular function: electron-transferring-flavoprotein dehydrogenase activity; iron-sulfur cluster binding. Gene Ontology annotation, cellular component: mitochondrial inner membrane. Gene Ontology annotation, biological process: electron transport chain. NCBI's taxonomy places the organism in Eukaryota, Metazoa, Chordata, Actinopteri, Siluriformes, Trichomycteridae. Bases 20 to 1876 code for a protein of 618 amino acids. The transcript has 13 exons.